This is a messenger RNA of Aspergillus bombycis, 2247 nucleotides long. RefSeq lists its product as uncharacterized. The record is from RefSeq and is a predicted model, not a curated record. The transcript has a single exon. The coding region runs from base 1 to 2247 and encodes 748 amino acids. Lineage: Eukaryota; Fungi; Ascomycota; Eurotiomycetes; Eurotiales; Aspergillaceae.
AUGCGGGGACUCGUACUUGCAAGUGAGAGAUUUAGCUCUCACUUGGUGGUUCCCUCGUGCGGUCGCAAUCGGUCCACUCAAUUCGCUCUUUGCGCUGGGCCCACUCGACUGAUAGUACCCGCCCGCGAUCCCACUCAGUGGAGGUCCUUCAACAACAUUCCCAAGGAUGCCUCUUGGAAUGUGAAUAAUAGCUCCCAGAAUGGUCGGAGAUCCUCUCAAAUCCGUGUCGCAAGCUCCCAUUUGAGUACGACAAGUAUCCUCGAAGGUGGUGGCAGUCAUGAUGACCACGUACCCCACACCGCUGACGCGGUACCAAGUACCCACGAGGAUCUGAGUGCACGGAAGGCCGCAUUUUAUGAGAUUAUCCAAGAUGGCCAGCCUGAUCAGGUCAUGGACGCGCUGCUCGAUCCUCGAAACGAAGAGUUGGUUGGCUCGAUGCCUCAGACCGUAUUCGUUGAAGUCUUCCAUCUACUCUCCCCGGCCUACUUUGUGGUUCCCUAUCGCGAGAUCCACCGGCCUAUCCAUCCAAGUGCCGCGAAAAUCAAGAGAUUCGAGUCGCUAGACUCCAUUUUCAACGAUUUUGCUACCAAAUUAGCUACGGUUGUUUCGAUUCGACGGUCGGCCGGUCAGUUUCUUGGUCUAGCGGAAUACACUCACCUGCUGGAUUGCGCACGGUCCAUUGGAGAUGCUCUCAUGGCCGACUACAUUUGGCAUAGCAUGACAGAAGACGAAGUUGUGCCAGAUGUGACAUGCUACAAUUAUUACAUGGAAGCCAAGGUCUGGGACAAAGCCUAUACUGGGCGAGAGAGAUAUCACACGCGGAUGACGCCUUAUGCUUAUCGGAAAAGAAGGUUUUUUCACCAAAAUGUCGGCUGGGAGGGCUACCGUACCGCUGAAAAGAGCGUCCGAAAAGAAGUGCUUCAGAUAUUCAACGAAAUGACUGAACAAGGGUAUCAUGGCGAUGAGACUAGUUUCAUCAAUGUGAUGUUGGCAUCCAGCCGUGUAGGUCAUGUGCAGGGGAUGAAGAACGUGCUCAAAGUAGCGUGGAAUAUCGAUAUUGAUGCGCUCGCGACACUGGAUCAGUCUGAAUUGCCUCCAGCCACUAGUUACGACCGAUCAUCUCCUUUGUACCCUUCAAGUCGCCUCCUGUUUGCAAUCGCUCAUGCAUUCGGCACAAACAAUGAUAUUUCCGGUGCAUUGCGAGCCAUUGAAUUCGUUUCAAACUCAUAUGAUAUCCCUGUCCCAGAACCAGUCUGGCUUGAAUUGCUCGAGCGCGCCUUUGUCCUAUCACGGAACCGGUUUGGUCCAGACGCAAAGCGGAAUGCAUUAGGCAAAGUGCCUCCCGAGUUUGUGAAGGGUGUGUUCGAAACAAUGACGUCGAGCAAUUUCAAUGUUCGUCCUACAGUCGAUGUGCAUCGUAUCCUUGCCAAGACCGCAUGGGAUCAAGCCAGACUGUCGGAAUUCCAACAUCACAUGUGUGCUGCUUAUGACCUGCUGCGAGAAACCAGGCAGAAGCGGAGGACAGCGAGAGAUAUCAUCGAAGCUUAUCUAGGAGGGGCGUCGUCAAGCGGUUCUUCCCGACGGAGAUCGCGGAUUGACACUACGCUUCUACAAUCACGAGGCUUCGCCGAGGCGGUACACACCUAUGAUGUCCUCCGAUUACGCACCGCCCAGCAUACCAUCACCAUGGAACGCUUCGCGAGACUCCUCGUUACGCACAAACGGUGGACGGGCCGCGACAAUCCGGUAUGGGAACGCUGCCUCCUCCCUAAAGUGCUUGAAGAGUGGAAGGAUUUUCUACCACAGUCCGUCCAGUACCACAUCAGGGGCGGCCUAGUCGAUCUCCUAGGCGUGACACACUGGGGCCAACAUAGAUUGACACUUCACAAUAGGGUCCCAGUCCGUCGACCUACUGCGGAGAACGGCAUUGAGCUGGACGAGGAGGCCAUGGAAAUGGAGGACGAUUUCGUCUGGGCAAAGUAUUUACGCUCCAACCCCGAUCUCGACUUAGACAUGGCGCCACUGAAACGACUCUUCUCCGGAGUCGCGGAGAGAACCCGCAGACCUAGACCAUCUGCCAUAGAUAGAGAAUAUGUCACCGAGCCCCAAAAUCUGGGCUACGAGGCCGACGGACUGUCCGAUCUACCGGCGGAAGACUAUGCCGGAACGCAAUGGACUGCACAGAGACAGAAGGAAAGAGAAACGCCUGGUGUUAUACCUGGGAACUUUGAUGUGGUAUUCACUUAG